Messenger RNA from Coffea arabica (coffee), 1069 nucleotides. RefSeq names its product ras-related protein RABE1a-like. NCBI's taxonomy places the organism in Eukaryota, Viridiplantae, Streptophyta, Magnoliopsida, Gentianales, Rubiaceae. Gene Ontology annotation, molecular function: GTP binding; GTPase activity. The record is from RefSeq and is a predicted model, not a curated record.
CCUGAACGUCAGUCUGCUCUGCUCCAAAAGAAUCAAUUUCGUUACCCUGUAUCGUAAUGUAGAUGACCUCUUCUCUAACUAUUUGUACUGUUUCUUUUGUCAAUUCUUUCCAUUUGUCUUUCACUAAACUAGUACCUAGUACACGACUAAAGACCAGUUACAAAACCAGCUACUCUCGAGAACCAUAGAUAGAGGAGGUUCACAAACGGCCUCAAGAAGAAAAUGGCAGCCACUCCUACUAGAGCACGAGCUGACUAUGAGUGCCUCGUCAAGCUCCUCCUCAUUGGCGACAGCGGAGUUGGAAAGAGUUGCAUUCUAUUGAGGUUCUGUGAAGAUUCAUUUACAACGAGUUUUAUCUCCACCAUUGGCAUUGACCUUAAGAUUAGGACAAUUGAGCUCGAUGGAAAGCGCAUUAAAUUACAAAUAUGGGAUACAGCUGGUCAAGAACGUUUUAGAACUAUCACCACAGCUUAUUACAGAGGAGCCAUGGGCAUAUUGCUGGUCUAUGAUGUUACGGAUGAAUCGUCGUUCAACAACAUCAGAAACUGGAUUAGGAAUAUAGAACAACAUGCUUCCGACAGUGUGAACACCAUUCUCGUUGGAAAUAAAGCUGACAUGGAUGAGAGCAAAAGGGCGGUGCCAACAUCACGAGGCCAGGCAUUAGCCAAUGAAUACGGCGUUAAAUUUUUUGAGACGAGUGCUAAAACAAAUCAUAACGUGAACGAAGUAUUCUUUUCGAUUGCCCGAGACAUAAAGAAAAGGCUGGCUGAGACUGAGAGUGAAAUCAGAGCAGAGCCCCCAACCAUCAAAAUCAAUAAACCAGACCCAGUAAAGAUCUCAACUGCAGAACCGCAAAAAUCAGCUUGCUGCAGCUGAAAGUCGGAGUUGUGCGUGCUGACUCUUUGCAAUUAUGAAUUAUGAUGUAAAAAACUAUGAGAAGGCAGUAAUAAGGCAAUGUUGCGCAGUUUUGAGUGAUAUGUUAGUGUAGAUCACUGUCAUUGUCUCCGUUCCUUCCCUUAUUUAUGCACGGUAGACUGAAUACUAUAAUCCACACGCAUAUUUGUUAGAA